UGUGCAAUCAGGAGGAGGAAACCAGGCGAUUCAGACCCGGUUCCUCUGCCGGAGAGAAAGCAGGCCUUGGUUAAGUUAAUAAGCCGGGUCUCCGGGGAGCUGGGCAGAAGCAGCCAGCAAUAUCAUCCCGCUGCCGACCUGGGAGAUCGCACCCCUCCACCCCAUCUGCUUCCCGGACCAAGGCUGCUGAGUGUAAAGGAACCCAGCCUAAUGAAUUAAUUAAUGCCUCCCCGCGGCUGCCUUUGUGGCUGCGAGGGAAGCGGCCGCAGAUUGCUGGAGGGUGCAGAUGUUAGGGGGGUGGCUGGUGGCGAGCCGGCGAUUGACAAGACAGCUAGCAGCCAGCUAGUUGGACCAUCCAUCAGCCGCCCUUCUCAGGCUCCGCUUUGCAGAGAGACAAGGCGAGCAAGACAGGGGAAAAGAUGGCGCUGGACCACCCCAUGAGACCGACGCUUUGUCCCUUCAGCGGGUCGCCCUCCUUGCUGUUAUGCUACUCCCGGACCGCUCUGAGUCAGCUGAUAGAGGCCACCACGGAGCCGCCGAAAAAGAAACCGGACCCCGUCACAUCGGAGACUGUGGUGAUCUGGGGCUUGCGCCUCUGGCAAGUGGUUGGGAUCUUUGCCCUCUUUGUGAUGAGCGUCAUCAUCACUCUGUGCUGCAUCUUCAAAUGCCGUAUUCCUCGGACCAAGAAGGAGAUUGAGGCUCGCUACGCCAAACGCCAGGCUGCCAAGACCUACGCAGACAAGCUGGACACCGUGCCUCCGCUCAAUGAGCUCACCGAAAUCCCAGGAGGCUCCACUGAAAACCUCCCAACUCUCUCUGGGCAAGUCGACUCCCUUCCUCUAAGUUCUCUGCCGGUGGUGAACGAGGAAGACGAAAUAGCACUGCCGAUCCACUAGGGGGCACCCUCUGCCUAUGACUUCCCUUUGGCUUGUUCUCGCUUUCUUUGGAGAAGGACUCUGUUGCAGAGACUUUUGAGAUUCUGCCGCCUCCCUCUGCUUUCGACCUCCUCCUUCCAGAUCUUCCUUCUCUGAUUCUGCCGUUUUCCUCUUACCGCUUUCUCUCUCUCUCGCUACAUAAAGAGGAUAUUCCAACCACGGAAGCAGGCAAUGCGUAACGCUCAGUUUAUGCAGCAAUCCCGUAGGUCUAUUGAACUCAGUGACGCUCCCUUCAGAUUGCAGUCAGUUUAACUUGCUUUAAAACAAAAAACGUGCCAAGCUUCAACGAAAGGUCUCCAGCCAUCUGGAACGCUAGCAUUAGCUUUUAACCGGAAAUUCACCUUGCGAAAGGAAAGCGUUUCCGUUCAAAUGGCUUGCAUGAAGUAGGAACCUCGCCAAAGAAAAGAAAAAGACGUACCUAGCCUCUGCUGGUGCCAACAAGGGUCCGUAUAGUAAAAGCUAUGGUUUUCCCAGUAGUGAUGUAUGGAAGUGAA
Podarcis raffonei (Aeolian wall lizard) is the source of this 1429-nucleotide messenger RNA. RefSeq names its product transmembrane inner ear (gene TMIE). The coding region runs from base 420 to 896 and encodes 158 amino acids. NCBI's taxonomy places the organism in Eukaryota, Metazoa, Chordata, Lepidosauria, Squamata, Lacertidae. The record is from RefSeq and is a predicted model, not a curated record. The transcript is spliced from 4 exons.